GUGAUGCUGCAGAUCUCUUUGCUCAAUUCUUCGGUGGUGGCGCAACUUUCUUCGACUUGGGUGGAGGGGGGGCCCGCCGACACAAGGGCCAAGAUACCGAGGUUCCCUACGAUGUUACGCUGGAAGAUUUAUACAAUGGAAAGUCUGUGAAGAUGAAUAUGGAGAGAGAGAUCAUUUGCAGCACUUGUCAAGGUUCUGGAGCUCGGGGUAACAUGAAACCCAAGGAAUGCGUCCACUGCGAAGGAAAAGGCUGGACUUUUAUUCAAACACAGAUUGCCGCUUCACGGUAUGGUACAGCACGGACGAAAUGUACCGAGUGCAACGGUCAAGGUAGUAAACUAAAAGAAAAAGACCGGUGUAAAAAAUGCAAGGGUGAGAAGACAGUAGAGGAAAAGACUCGGCAAGAAAUUUUCAUCGAGAAGGGCAUGCCAGAUGGACACCGGAUUGUCCUUGCUGGCGCAGGCGAUCAGCAGCCCGGUAUCCCUGCUGGUGACGUGAUUUUCAAACUCAAAACUACUCACCACGAGUCUUUUGAGCGCUCAGGCAGCAAUUUGUUGACAAAUGUCAAGAUCACGCUAUCCGAAGCACUUCUAGGUUUUUCUCGCAUCUUGAUUAAGCACCUCGACGGAAGGGGCAUUCGGGUCUCCAGUCCACCAGGCAGGAUUAUCCGACCCGGAGAUUCGAUAAAGCUUCGUGGAGAAGGCAUGCCCACACACAAACACCCAGAUCAGAAAGGCGACCUGUUCAUAGUUCUUGACAUAGAAAUGCCCGACGCCCAAUGGCUACAAACCGUCAACAAGCCAGCUUUGGAGAGGCUUUUGCCGCCAAAGAAACCUGACAUGGACCCAAUGCCUGAAGUUGUCGAUGAAGUCCCAUAUGAAGAGGGGGAUAUUGUGGACUUCGGAGAAGGAGACGAAGAUGACUGGGAGGACGAAGACGGUGACGACUAUGACGAUGACAACAUGGGAGGCGAGCCAGAGUGCAGACCUCAAUGAUCAUCCCUCUAACGGGAACACGCAUACUCCAUUCCGCACUCUUAAUCACUCCUCUGCAUUUACAUGUCAUUUCCCACGCUGUAUACAUUUCAUCGCUAAUCGAUACACUGCUCUUGUUCAGGUCUCAGGACGCAUUGCCGACAUUGCCGUUGGCGUUAAAUGCUUUCGUGGUCUUCGAUUGCAGCACCCACUUGAUACCGCCUAUGACGUGACCCAAGAAGAGGUCAUCCUGAGAAGGUUUUGAUUACUUUCAAACCAAGACAAGUAUAUCAGACUUACGCUCCAUAUCUCGAUACAAUGACCGAGCCCAGUGAACCAGCUGCGACCAGCAAUACCGUGGCUUUCGACGCCGGCACCUCGUUCCUGAUACCAAGCUACGACGCAUCGAAGUGGGUCGAUAUUGCUCGGGUUAAGUACUCACCAAUUGGGUGGGGAGAUCCAUGGCGCAAAGUCUUCUCUUU
Messenger RNA from Suillus subaureus, 1456 nucleotides. RefSeq names its product DnaJ C terminal domain-containing protein. Lineage: Eukaryota; Fungi; Basidiomycota; Agaricomycetes; Boletales; Suillaceae. Bases 153 to 995 code for a protein of 280 amino acids. The transcript is spliced from 8 exons. Gene Ontology annotation, molecular function: Hsp70 protein binding. Gene Ontology annotation, biological process: protein refolding. The record is from RefSeq and is a predicted model, not a curated record. Gene Ontology annotation, cellular component: cytoplasm.